AUGUCACUAGGAGUAUCAUCCUCCUCUUCCUCUCCCUUGACCAACCAUCCAAGACCCCUUGCACCCAACAGAAGACGUACUUCCCAUAUGCCCUCACCACGAGCUACACCCCGACUUACGCCCGAAUCGUCGUUUGUCGAGAGCACAGAGUCGGCCAUGCUUGCUUCGCCUAGCGUGAAGGAGCUGGAUGGCACUAUGGGAGGGUUGAGGGAAAGGAGUGAAGAGGAAUUGGCCAGAGCGGGGAGGGAGGAGUUGGAAGAUGCGCUUAGGAGGGAGUGGGAGGACAAGGAGAAUCUGCUGCAACGAUUGGAACAUGUACAAGCUGAACGUCAGAGCUUGGAAGAGAAGCACGAAGAGUUGGUGAAGGGUAUUUCAGCGUUACAAAGUAAAACCGACGAAGCUUUCAAUGAACAGACUCGUAUGGAAGCUGACCUAGAAGAACGGGACGAGCUCCUUGAUAGGUUGAGAAAGCGAUUGACAGAAGCUGAGAGACUAGCUAGGGAAAGUCAGAAGAGGUAUAUCGAGCAGGAACAAACCUUUGAUAUUGAACGACAAGCUUUACAAGCCCAAGAAAACCAUUUACAACAACGUAUCAAAACCCUCUCCAAUUGCAAAAGCAGUCGGUCAACCACUCCGGUUCCCGAGGUAGAGAAUAUAGCUUCGUUGAAAGAUGAAUUAGCCUCUAUCAACUUAUCACAUUCGACCUUAUUAGCCAAGUUGAACACGUUGACUAAGGAGUUGCAUGAAUUGAAAAUAUUGAAUGAAGAGCUCCAGGAGGAGAACGAAGGUUGGGAGUUCUUGAUAAGAGAGAGGACGAUGAAUGGUAAAUUGAUGGAGAAAGGUGGAAUUCUGUCCAAUCACCUCGCCCAGGACCCGGCGAAUGAUCGAAAUGAGGAGGGAAUUGAUUCGGAAUUAGAAGAAGAGAUGAGUGAAUUGAAUUCAGAUUUAGAAAAUCAAUCUCCGAUAUUUGACGAUGAUCAUCAAUUCUUCGCUACCGACUUGGGCCAUACCGAUACCAAUGAUUUCUUGGCGCCUCCUAAACAUUCACGACGCGGUGGACGGGGAGGGAGGAACAGGACGGCGAGUCAUUCGAGUAGGAAUGAGGGUGAUAAAGGAAUGGACUUGGCUAGCGAAUUGAGUAUGGUAGAUGAUGAUAAGUCUGAUGCUGGACAGAGUAUAGCUUCGGCCAACGGAAGGAAUGCAGAAGUGAUAGCUUUACGAGCCGAGAUUAAACAACUGAAGGAAUCAAACAAAGCUCUGACGCUCUAUUGCUCGAAGAUCAUAGACCGUAUCAUCACCCAAGAAGGCUUCGAACAUGUACUUUCGGUAGACUACAAGACUCGACGAGCCGGUACCAGAUCAGCUUCCACAUCUUCUCGUCCAGCUUUGAAAGAUGUCAAUGGCGGCUCAUGGGGAAUGCCUAGUGCCUCUUCGCCGAUUUCGGAGGAACCACCCACCAUAGUGAAACCUCAGACUGAAGCUGUCAAAGAGAAGAAAGCUAGACCGUUAAGCAUGAUGGUGAGGGCCAUGACUGGACCCGCAGAAAAGACUGUAGUCCCACCAGUAACGGGCGGAACGCCAGCUGUACCAGAUGAAAUCAAGUCGGAGAAACGGGCUCGGAGAGGGUUCUCUUUAGAUUUCAGAUCAUUAGGAUUCGGUACUUCCUCUUAUACCGCACCCACCGAAUCUUCGAAAACUUCCCUAAGACCUCUUACGCUAUCUUCCAAAUCAGGCACCACAACGGGCUCGAGAUCGUCAUCCAGUACAGCUAGGAAGCUUGAGAUCCACGAGGAAGACGAGGAAGAUCGGAAGGAGAGACAUAGGAUGGAAGCUACCCUCAAACUCAUGGGGAUCAACAAAUCCACCCCACCACCUGGUAGUAUACCAGAACAGGAUGAAGAGGAAGGUGAAGGGGAAUUUCCAAUGAGUCGAGCAAGCUUCAGAGCAAGUUCAGGUAGAUCAUCCACUUCAUCACAGUCACAUUCACAUCGAUCUACACCUCUUGGUAGAUUGUCUUCUGUCCUUGGUCCCAACGAGGUUGACAACGAAUUCCCGAUUCCCAUGGAAUCGAUCGAGAAUCCCGAUCAGGCCAUAGAGGUAUUACGUGCCUUUGAUGAGAAACAGAAUGAAAGAUUGAAAGAGAUGUCGAAAGGGAAAAGAUCUUCGAUGUACACUAGUCCACCCAAGAUACAUUCCAGAAGAAUCAGUAUAGAGGAAAAGGAUCGGGAUCAGGAAAUGAGGGACAGAACGAUAAGUAAGAGUGAAAGUAUAAAGACUCUGUGGAGUUUAGGUGGUGGAGGGGAUAGUCGACCAAAUAGCGGAGAGAUCGUGAUCGAAAAGAAGUAG
Kwoniella mangroviensis CBS 8507 is the source of this 2346-nucleotide messenger RNA. RefSeq lists its product as uncharacterized. Bases 1 to 2346 code for a protein of 781 amino acids. NCBI's taxonomy places the organism in Eukaryota, Fungi, Basidiomycota, Tremellomycetes, Tremellales, Cryptococcaceae. The transcript has 7 exons. The record is from RefSeq and is a predicted model, not a curated record.